This is a messenger RNA of Emiliania huxleyi CCMP1516, 857 nucleotides long. RefSeq lists its product as hypothetical. The transcript is spliced from 2 exons. The record is from RefSeq and is a predicted model, not a curated record. The coding region runs from base 27 to 578 and encodes 183 amino acids. Lineage: Eukaryota; Haptophyta; Isochrysidales; Noelaerhabdaceae.
CUUGAGCAGCUGGGGCUGAGCUCUACAUGAAGCUGUUCGCGGCCCUGUUCCUCUUCACGUCGGCCGCCCUUGGGCUGGUUGCUCCUCGGCCGGCGCAGCGCGCUGUCUCCCACUCGGACACCCAUGCGCCGGCGCUCCUGAUUGGCGCGAGUCCUGCUCGGCCGACUCUCGCCGCGUCGCGCUCGCUCGUCCUGCUGCAAGAGCCGGAUGGCGUCGCAGAGGCGAAGCUGACGUGGAACACGGCAAUCGACGCAGAGGGCAACACGUACUACUGGAACUCGGCGGGCGCGUCGACGUAUGAGCAGCCGGCCGACUUCGACCCGGCAACCGCCAAGAGCAGCGGGGUCUACCAAGCCAAAGGCAACGAUGGGGCGUUGUACGACGACGAGGUUCCGGAGGGGCAGCAGGUCGUCUACACUUCUGGGGAGAAGAAGCCCACGCUUAGCAACACAAUGCGCGACAAAAUGAUCGCCGAGUCGCGUGGCCUCGGCGCGGACCCGAACGCGAAGAAUCCUUUCCUACCCGUGUUCUUCGGCGUGGGCGUUUUCGUCGUGCUCGGUGCCCUUACACAAAUCUGAGCCGCCCGCGCUGCCACGUGCAGGGGAGUGCAUUACGCUUUACGGUGGCUAGCCCGGUCCUCCUCCCAGAUCCGCGACUCUUCGCCCGCCCGCGAGAGAUUGGGCUGCGAGUUCCGAGAGUUGACUCGGGUGGUGGGUGUGCACGCGGCCCUACUGUUGACUGUUUUUGUCAUUUUGGAUUUUGAGCAUGUGUACUGUCGUGCUUGCUAUCCCUCCCGCCCCGCUCGGUCUCUCUGGGCGUGCGUCCAGCUCCUCGAAUUUUACAAAUUUGGUGACACA